This is a messenger RNA of Elgaria multicarinata webbii, 831 nucleotides long. RefSeq names its product endonuclease domain-containing 1 protein-like. Bases 1 to 831 code for a protein of 276 amino acids. The record is from RefSeq and is a predicted model, not a curated record. Gene Ontology annotation, molecular function: metal ion binding; nucleic acid binding; hydrolase activity. Lineage: Eukaryota; Metazoa; Chordata; Lepidosauria; Squamata; Anguidae. The transcript is spliced from 2 exons.
AUGCGCUUGGUCCUGCUCCUCGUCUGUGUGUGGUGGCACAACGUGCCGGCGAAUGGUGAGGUGGUGGACUCCUUUGAAGACUCCUGCCCCCAGUUUUUCUUUAGAGGAGUCCCACCGAUUAUUGGGCUCGGGCCACCACACCCUGCUCGGAUUUGCCAGCGUUACAAGAACCAGUAUCGCUUCGCCACGCUCUACGACGAAGACAAUCGCAUCCCGGUGUACUCGGCCUACAUCUACAACCCUGGGAAGGCACCGAGGCCCAACAACUGGAUGGUAGAACCCCAGCUCAUCAAUCCAAUGCUGCAACCUGAAAUGGAAACGGAAUGGGCCUUCCUGAACAACCACGGCGCCAAAGAGGAAGCCCUUCAGGAGAGCCAGGCGAUCUUGCGCGAUUACAAGAACCUGACCGGUUUGAACAGGGGCCACUUGAAUCCCAACGGGCACCAGCCUGAUCAGGACGCCAAAUCGUCCACCUUCACCUUGACGAACAUCGUUCCGCAAAACAUAAAGCUCAACGGCGGCGCCUGGAACAACUACGAGCAAACGACGAUGGCCAGCAAGACCACAGGAUGCAAGGAGACGUUUGCCGUGGUGGGAGCGGUGCCAGGGAACAACUACAUAGCUGGAGGGAGGGUCAACACGCCCAGCUUCGUAUGGUCUGCAGCCUGUUGUGUCAUAGACAACAAUCACCGGAGAUCCUGGGCUAUCAUUGCCAGGAAUGACCAGAAUGUGGUGCAUUCCCUGACCCUGGGGCAAUUGGAGGAGAAGCUUGGAGAAUUAUAUAAUUGCAACCGCAUCUCUCUCUUCCAUACCGACUGUCCCCGGGAAUAA